AUGGGAGCCUGUCUAUCGUCUGAGGGUCCACUCGUCUCCGAGGAGGACAAGCGGAAGCACCGGGAGGUCGAGCGCGAGCUCAAGGAGGCGAAAGCGACGCUCGACAAGCAGAUCAAAGUCCUCCUCCUCGGCUCGGGCGACUCGGGCAAAUCCACGAUCCUCAAGCAGAUGCGCCUCAUCCACCACGUCGACUUUUCGGCGCAGGAGGUCGAGCACUACCGCCAGCUCGUGUUCGGCAACCUCACGCACGGCAUGCGCUACGUCCUCGACGCCAUGGACGACUUCGGCCUCAAGCUCGCCCCGGAGAACGAGGGAUACGUGGACCUGAUCGACGCCGCGCCGGACGUGAAGGACGGCGAGCCGUUCCCGGCGGAGUACCGCGAGCCGCUACGCGCGCUUUGGCAGGACAAGAACGUGCGGGCCGCCGUUCUGCGGGGAAACGAGGCCGCGUUGCCGGAAAACGAAGCCGCCGUUCUAACGACGACUACUUUCUUUUUCCUUCUCGCGCGUUUUCACAGUUUGACGUACUUCUACGAGCAGCUGGACGUGCUGUUCGCGCCGGACUAUCGGCCGACGGAGCAGGACAUCGUGCACACGCGCGCGCGGACGAUCGGGAUCACGGAGACGAAGAUCACGUUCAACGAUAAGGAGCUCCUCGUCGUCGACGUCGGUGGGCAGAAGAGCGAGCGGCGGAAGUGGAUACACUGUUUCCAGGACGUGACGAGCAUCUUGUUCCUCGCGAGCUUGAGCGGGUACGACCAGUGCCUCGUCGAGGACAAGGACGCGCACCAGAUGCAGGACGCGAUGACGAUCUUCGACUCGAUAUGCACCUCGGCGUGGUUCAAGCAGACGUCGAUCAUCCUCUUCUUGAACAAGCAGGAUCUCUUCGAGCAGAAGAUCCAGCACUCGAACAUCAAAGAUUUCUUCCCCGACUAUGAGGGCGCCCCCGGCGACGCCCGCGCCGGGCGGGAAUACUUCCGCUCCCGGUUCGUCAAGCUCGCCGCGAAAGCGGGGCGGGGCAAAGACCGCGAGAUCUACGUCCACUUCACGACGGCAACGGACACGACGCUGUUGCGGGCGGUGCUGGCCGCAGUCGAGGAGUGA
Molecule: messenger RNA, 1104 nt
Organism: Punctularia strigosozonata HHB-11173 SS5
Lineage: Eukaryota; Fungi; Basidiomycota; Agaricomycetes; Corticiales; Punctulariaceae
Product: heterotrimeric G protein alpha subunit 4
Exons: 5
Coding region: 1-1104 (367 amino acids)
Biological process (GO): G protein-coupled receptor signaling pathway
Cellular component (GO): heterotrimeric G-protein complex
Molecular function (GO): G-protein beta/gamma-subunit complex binding; GTPase activity; G protein-coupled receptor binding
Source: RefSeq, a predicted model, not a curated record